Penicillium mononematosum is the source of this 759-nucleotide messenger RNA. RefSeq lists its product as uncharacterized. Bases 1 to 759 code for a protein of 252 amino acids. The record is from RefSeq and is a predicted model, not a curated record. The transcript is spliced from 2 exons. Lineage: Eukaryota; Fungi; Ascomycota; Eurotiomycetes; Eurotiales; Aspergillaceae.
AUGACUGCCAAUGGUCCCCCGUUCGGAUUCGCAAUACGCAGAAAUGGCUCCUGCCUAAGAGACAUAGGAGAAUGCGACACCGACGCAGGGAAGGAUCCUGUAACAUCUCAACAUUUCUGGCGAUGCUGCCCCACCGGCGCAACGUGUAGCGACGCAAACACAGGGUUGUGUUGUCCGGAUGAACAAGACUGCAGACAGGAAGUUAGUAACCCAGCACACUGCGCCAACGAAACCUGGGAUCUUUAUCGAAACUAUGAUGGCGGGCAUUUCUGUUGUGAGCAGGGUCAAUACGGGUUUAAUAGGUCUCAGGGCGGGGUUGGGUGUGGGACAGAACGAGAUCUUAUCAUUGAAAGUAGGACGUCGCUAAGCCCGGUUUCACUUGGCACGACCCCAACACCGAGCAGCUCCGCGAUAUCGAGCAGCUCCCCGACUUCAAGCAACUCCCCAACAUCUAGCAGUUCCCCAGCAUCGAGUAGCUCCUCCAGUCCAAAUACUGGCGCUAUCGCAGGUGGUGUGGUUGGUGGUGUUGCCGGGCUAGCAAUCAUUGUCGCCUUGCUUUGGUAUUUCAUGCGUCGUCGCUCACGGACGCAACCACCUCAAGUGCAGACACCCAUCACCGGAGCAGCAAUGUUGCAGCACGAGUCUUUGCAGUCCCCGGGCAUACCGAGCGAGUUAGACGGCAAAAGUUCUGUGGCAGAGCUACCUAGCCACACAGAAAAUACUCUCCACGAGUUGCCGGAAUCUGCAAAGAGUCGAUGA